UCGGGACGCGGCACAAUAAGCGGCUGUCGAAACUGACAACAGUUACUUGUUGUAAUUAAUCCGUAGUAGCGGAAUUAUUGAGGCUGGAUUAAUCGUGCGCGUUCAAGUAUAAGCUGUCAAAGUAUUCGUGCGCAUUGGGGACGUCUGUCGUAGUAAUAUUACAUCAUUCUGUGAAACACUCGGGUCCGGCAACCGCGCUGUGCAGCAUAUUAAUUAAAGGUCAGCGCCAUGGGGAGAAAUUUGGAGGGAUGGAAUUGGAGGGAGGCGUUGAUGGCGGCCGUCGCGGUGCUGGCUUGCGCAGCAGCGAAUUCGAACGCCAGUGCCGACGGGGACGCGGAUGUCGGCCAGCGCAGUGUUAUCUUCGCACCGGAUGCUCCUCGACCCCUGGCGCCUUACAGCCACGCGAUUAGAGCCGGACGAACAAUUUACCUCUCGGGGCAGCUGGGUCUGGACCCCGUCAGCAACACCCUCGUCACAGGGGGUGUGGAGAAGGAAGCGGAGCAAGCGCUGAAGAACAUUGGGGCCGUGCUGCGCGCCGCUGGGGCCAACUACAGCGACGUAGUGAAGGUAACGGCCAUCUUCGCCGACCUGAAGGACUUUGCCGCGGUGAACGCCAUCUACGCCCGCUACUUCCCGCAAGACCCGCCGGCGCGCACGGGAUUCCAGGCCGAGAUUCCGGCCGGCGCCCUGGUGGAGCUGGAAGCCAUCGCCGUCCUGCCACCCCCGACCAACAACACCGGCAAUGGCUCUAAUGCGGCCUGCAACACGUCGGCCUCCAUAAUUAUCCCGGCUUUUCUGUUUUUUUUGCGGCACGCUAGCGCAGUUCAUCUUUGUAUAAAAUACUGAAGCACGAUUGUUGGCGUAUUAAUAGUUCUGUUGUACUCGACUGGGAUUGUUUUGUUUGAAUGCACAUGCUGUCGCUGGAGACUGGCGGAACGUUCUUCUUCAGAUACAACGUUGUGUAUCAUAGUUAUGUGUGCACGA
Messenger RNA from Paramacrobiotus metropolitanus, 984 nucleotides. Its product is annotated as 2-iminobutanoate/2-iminopropanoate deaminase-like. Gene Ontology annotation, molecular function: deaminase activity. NCBI's taxonomy places the organism in Eukaryota, Metazoa, Tardigrada, Eutardigrada, Parachela, Macrobiotidae. The coding region runs from base 229 to 846 and encodes 205 amino acids. The record is from RefSeq and is a predicted model, not a curated record. The transcript has 3 exons. Gene Ontology annotation, cellular component: cytosol.